AAUAUCAUCAUUAUCGUCACCAUCGGUGUGUCGCGUCGAUUUUAAUGGCACGACGACGCCGUCGCGUCACCGGGCCAAAGGUUUUUUUUUUAUUUUACCGUCUGCCCGUCUCGUCUCUCGCGCGACCAUCGCCCGGCACGACUGGCUCGCCGGAAGGUUCCCCCCGAGCUUCGGACCGGUCGUCGUCGCCGCGUUUUGUUUUCCGUCACCUUGUUCUUCUCUCUCGCGAUAUCGUCGAGUCUAUUAUAAUCGACGCGGCACACGCACGAACAACACAUGACACACACUGCGGUGCUGGCGGCGGCGGCGACGGUGCUCCUCUAGGAAGUCCGUCGACGCCGACGCCGCCGCGACGUUGUUGUUGCUGCGCCUUAGGAGUUGCGCCCGGCAUAAUAUUAUUAUUAUUAUUAUUAUAAUGUGUACACGAGUGUGAUCCGCGACAGUAACGUAGUAGUAGUAGUAGCAGUAGUAGUAAUAGUAGUACUAGUAGUAGUGAACUAGUAACGACUAGUAGUCGUACCGUCUCGUAGUAGGCGGUGAAACUUGUUUUGGACUUGUUUAGGAGCGACGACGGUACGAUGCUCGGUGGUGGCACAGUCGCCGCGGUAUACGGUACGGUUCUCCCGCCGAGAUAUGAUAUUGUCUUUUCGGAUUUCCAAAAUUUUUUUCCGUUUCGCGGGCUUCCGUUCAAACUCGGACGUACACCCCCCCGACGCCGAUGUCGUCGGCAGACGAGCCUGCUGAGAUCGGGUGUGCAGUGAAUACUCGUUAAAAAAUUUCUUUUCGAAAUUCCCCCAGCCGUGUACCCGAGAUGCGUCUUCGGGGUUUUCGGAUUUAUUUCGUUAUUAUGUCUUCUGUUUUUUCUUUCAUCGUCCCCGCUAAUUUGGAGUUUACAAUACGUUUUUUACGAUUUCAUUCGGUCUAGUCCAAUCGAAUUUCGUUCGUCGGUGGAAAUCCACGCGUUAUCUAAUAUUUUAACGUGUUUUAUGACGUAUAUCAUUUUUCCGGUAGUCCGAUUUCCUUUGUCCCGCCUUUUAUCGACUUAUCAUUCGUGCGAAGCAGCGUUUGUUUACUUCAUUAUCUCGGAAGUACGUACGCACGACGUUGUUCGUCGUGAAACGUGUUUACGACGUCUAUAACGUUCAGUCGUUUGCAUGCUCCAAUGAGUCGACAUAAAACAUAAAUUAAAAUUAAUACAUGCCGAGAGUUUCAAAUUAUUAUCUAUAUUGACUGUGUUAUUAUUAUCUCGUUGUCGAGAUGCACUAACAUUCCUCAAAAAAAUAAAUUCCCAAACGUACGAUAGAGUGUAUUAUUUUCAUUCUCGGUUGUCUCUAUCUAUCAAUAAUUAACGAUGUGGUCACUAACUGCCAGUACCUAUCUCUGGAUAUCCACCGAUUUUUUUAGAGGUUUGAGUUAGAUAUUUUCCUAUUAUAAGACGUUCAAAACUAUUUAAUUUCAAGUUGCAAUCACGAAUUAAAAUUAUUUUAUCUUUAUUCGUAUUCGUAACAAAAUAUAUAAACAAUUCUGGAAAUCGACUACAUUUAGUAGAUUAUUCAAUUUGGAUUUCAACCAGAAAAUUCAAUUCAUCGGGAAUUAAAAUUGUUCCAAUCUUAUAGAUUUUAAUUGAAUAUUUGACUGAAUUUUAACUUUGAGGUCAUUUUUAAGAUACCUUAUUAUUAUGAUGGAUCGUAGUGGAAAUGAUAUCAACAUGACUGGAGACAGCGAUCUAGACGAUGAUGGAUGUUUAUCCUCCGAUGAUUGCGACGGAGACUCCAACCAGAGUAAAAGUGAUUUGAUGUCUGCAGCAAUGGGAGAUGAUGUGACUGCACAGCUUGCUGCAGCAGAAAAACGCAAUAGCGGAUCGUCGAACACUAGGGGUCUUUGUUAUGGUUUGUGUCGAUCAGGACCGGUUGGAAUGGCUGCUGCUGCUGCAAUUGUGUCAUCAAAAAAACGAAAAAGGCCACAUUCAUUUGAGACCAAUCCAUCCAUUCGAAAACGACAGCACAAUCGGUUACUACGUAAACUCAAAGUUACCAUUGAUGAGUUUGCUACCAGAGUUGGUCAACAAGCAAUCGUAUUAGUAGCUACACCUGGGAAAGAAACCACGGGUUUUAAAUGCUUUGGUGCAAAACCUUUAGAAGAUGUUGUAAAAAAUUUACGUGCCACUAUUAUGGACCAACUGGAUACUGCAUUAGCACAACAUGCACCACCACCUAUUCCAGAUGACCCUACUUUGUAUGAACUACCACCACUCAUUCUUGAUGGAAUUCCUACUCCAGUUGAAAAAAUGACCCAAGCUCAAUUAAGAGCGUUUAUACCUUUAAUGUUGAAGUAUUCCACGGGUAGAGGGAAACCUGGUUGGGGCAGAGAAAGUACUAGACCACCUUGGUGGCCCAAUGAACUACCUUGGGCAAAUGUUAGAAUGGAUGCUCGAUGUGAAGAUGAGAAACAAAAAAUUUCUUGGACACGAGCAUUACGACAGAUAGUUAUAAACUGUUAUAAAUAUCAUGGCCGAGAAGAUUUAUUGCCUACAUUUAGCGAAGAAGAUGAAGCAAAAACAAUUGUUAAUAAUGUUGCAAGUCAAUCAAUUGUUACUUCUGUGCUCAAAUUCAAUCCAAAAGCAACUAAUAUUGAAGCACGAAAUUCCCCAGAUGCACAGGAACAACAGCAACAACAACAACAACUCACCCAGGUACAGUAUUCUCCGGCGUUCCUCCAUUCUAUUAGUAAUGUUGAUGGGUCAAUGUCCAUAUUUCAUGUUGAUCCAAAUAACCCAAUUAUUACAUUACCUGAUGGAACUCAGGCUCAUGUUCAAGGAGUUAUAAAUGCUUCUCAAGGACCAAAUGGCCAUACAGUUCAUUCUGUUCAUACCCUUGGUGAAGGCCAAAAUCAGGAUGGUGUAACUGUAGAUAUAUUAAAUAAUGUACCUGAGGCCACAUUAAAUCAAGAAGGUCAAAUAAUUAUUACUGGUGAAGAUGGACAAGUAUCAAGCAUGAUAACAGUCCCUGUAAGUACUUCAUUAUACCAAAGUGUUUGUCAACAAAUUAGUGAAGGAAGCAUACAGGUCGUCACACCAGUUAUGCAUCAUAUGCCCAAGUCAGAGCCCGGUGGUGGGAUGGAUUCAUCAAAUUGUGAAGUAGAAACCAUUAAUGUACCUCAUCAGUUGGUAGCCAUCACCGGGCAAAAUGGCGAACAAGUGUUGCAGUUGAUCUCAUUAAAGGAUAAUAAACUGAUCAAUGCUACAGUUGGUGAUAUUAAAGAAGAAGGCGCAAACAUGUCUAAUUCGGACCAAUGAGAACAACUUCAACAUUACCUGUGCUUUGAUGACCUCGGCAAAUAAAUUUUUAGUAAUAUAGGGUAAUGAUUGUCGGUAAUUUUAAUUCUGUAAUGUAUAAUUAAUUUGCGUGUGAUCUAAUAACAGUAUAUACUUAUGUAUAUCCCAUGUUGUUCUUCCCACAAACCUGUGUACAAAUAUAAUAUAUAUUUUUAUCACUUCCAUUUGGUCCAGGUAGUUUACUCUUUAAAAACAUUGAGUGAAUUAUCUUUCUAAACAUUUUUAAAUAUUGUUAUAAUAAUGUAAUUUUGUUCUUGAUUUAAAAUUUCUUAGAAGUUUUUAUUAUACAUUACUCUAGUGUUUGGGAUUUUCUAUUUGUAGAAAAAUAAAAGUUAGUAAAAAAUACAGUGAAAUACUAUUUUAAGCCUUAUUAAAUUAGCCUGUUUUAAGCUGUUUGAGCCUGAUUUAAUUGAUUAUUUUUGACCAUUUUGGAAAUUUAAGCAUUUAAAGUUUUUAAAAAAUGAAAGUCAUACAUCUUUGUGUGGCCAUGACUCUAAACCUAGUCAAUAUGUUAGUCUUGUAAACAACAUUACAGAAGUUUAAGUUUUUGUUUAUUUGUUUAAGAAAAUAUUCUCGCCCUAGAUUUUUAGAUGUUUUUAUUUUUAUGUGGGUUGUAUUUCUUGUAAUCUGUUUUUUUUUUUUAUGUUAUUUGUCACCUUCACAGACAUUAAUGUUAGAAAAAGUGCAAUUCUGUGAAAAAAAUACCAUUUUUAAAUUUAAUUUUUUUGUUUCCACAUUGUUGAUAUUGUUUAUUUGAGUGUCCUUACCUGAUACAUAUUUAUAUGUCAUGUAUGUUCAUGUAUUCGUCUAUUAUAUUAUAUAAAUGUAAAUAUAUAAUAUGUAUGUAUAAUAUAAUAUAUGACUUUUUAAGUUAA
Aphis gossypii (cotton aphid) is the source of this 4209-nucleotide messenger RNA. RefSeq names its product DNA-binding protein Ewg-like. The record is from RefSeq and is a predicted model, not a curated record. The coding region runs from base 1679 to 3295 and encodes 538 amino acids. The transcript is spliced from 12 exons. Gene Ontology annotation, biological process: regulation of transcription by RNA polymerase II. NCBI's taxonomy places the organism in Eukaryota, Metazoa, Arthropoda, Insecta, Hemiptera, Aphididae. Gene Ontology annotation, cellular component: nucleus. Gene Ontology annotation, molecular function: DNA-binding transcription factor activity, RNA polymerase II-specific; RNA polymerase II cis-regulatory region sequence-specific DNA binding.